AGUCUGUUGGUUUAACGACCUUAGGUCACAGCUAACUCCAAGUUUUCUUUCAACCCUGAGGAGUUGGGACUUGCCUUAGGGUCACACAAUCAUCUGUCCCCUGAGAUUCCUGAUUAAACCAGACCUCCAUAAAGAACUGUACAAAUUAGGGGCCCACUAUGUCUUUGCCUUUCUACCAGAAGUACCAUGAGCACUACGACCGAGAGUAUCGCAACAAAGAUCUUCGGUCCACCAUGAGCCAGUACCAACAGGCGAAGAAGAGCUCUGCUAUCUAUACUCAUGGCUCAACAGCCUACAGUCACAUGUCCUCGGCCCAGCACCAGGCCUCUGAAGCCUAUGGCUCCUCGGCCUAUAGGCAGGGCUCCCAGGCCUACAAUCGUGGAUCUGCAGCCUAUUCCUUAGGAUCUGAAGUCAGUAGUAAAGCCUCUUCAGCCUAUGAUUAUGGCUACAAUCUUGGACUGACAGAUUCCUCUCUAAUGGUAGAAGAUUAUUCCUCCAAGUUGAGUCCACAAACCAAAAGGGCCAAAAAGAGCCUGGUCUCUAGAGAGGAGAAGGAAAACCAGUCACAAGACUACGUGGUACCUAUCUUCUCAGGGCGCCAGGUAAACGUCAAUGGAAUCACUGAUACAGAAGAAGAAAGAAUUAAAGAAGCUGCUGCCUAUGUUGCCAGGAGAAAUCUAUUGGCCACUGGUGAAGGCAUCACCACCACCAAGCAGUCCACGAUGUCUUCACAGCAGGAGGAGCUUUUUGAGAAGAAAUCUAGGAAAGUGGCCAUACGAGAGAAGGCAGAACGCCUGGCACUGAGAAAAACAUUAGAAGAGACUGAGGAAUUUCAUAGAAAGUUGAAUGAAGACAGUCUCCUCCAUGCUCCUGAUUUUGUCAUCAAGCCUCGUUCCCACACUGUCUGGGAGAAACAGAAUGUCAGAUUACACUGCUCUGUGUCAGGCUGGCCAGAACCACGGCUCACAUGGUACAAAAACCACGUGCCCAUUGACGUCCAUGCUAACCCUGAAAAGUACACCAUUGAGAGCCGAUAUGGAAUGCACUAUCUGAAGAUUAAUGAAUGUGAUUUUGAAGACACUGCUCAGUAUCAGGCUUCUGCUAUGAAUGUUAAAGGAGAGGUUUCAGCUUACGCUUCCAUCGUGGUAAAGAGAUACAAAGGAGAGUUUGAUGAGACUUGUUUCCAUACUGGAGCUUCCACCAUGCCCCUCAGUUUUGGUGUCACCCCAUAUGGCUUUGCUUCCAAGUUUGAGAUCCACUUUGAUGACAAGUUCGAUGUAUCUUUUGGAAGAGAAGGCGAGACAAUGAGUCUGGGCUGUCGUGUUGUUAUUACCCCUGACAUUAAGCAUUAUCAGCCAGAAGUUCAGUGGCUCAGAAAUGGGACACUUGUCUCUCCAUCAAAAUGGGUCCAAACACAAUGGGGUGGAGAUCGAGCAACAUUGACCUUUUCCCAUCUCAAUAAAGAGGAUGAAGGGCUCUACACUCUCCGGCGGAUGGGAGAAUAUUAUGAGCAAUACAGUGCAUAUGUCUUUGUCCGAGAUGCUGAUGCUGAGAUUGCAGGAGCUCCCGCUUCCCCCCUAGAUGUGGUCUGCUUAGAUGCCAACAAAGAUUAUGUCAUCAUCUCUUGGAAACAGCCUGCUGUAGAUGGAGGGAGCCCAAUACUGGGCUAUUUCAUUGACAAAUGUGAGGUCGGCACAGACACCUGGUCCCAAUGCAAUGACACACCUGUCAAAUUUGCUCGCUUCCCAGUCACUGGAUUAAUUGAAGGUCGUUCUUACAUAUUUCGUGUCCGAGCGGUGAACAAAACUGGAAUAAGCCUCCCGUCCCGUGUUUCUGAGCCUGUGGCAGCACUGGACCCCGUAGAUAGAGCCAGGUUUAAAAGUCAACCUUCUGCACCCUGGACUGGACAGAUCAUUGUCACUGAAGAGGAACCUGCAGAGGGUGUUGUUCCCGGGCCGCCUACUGACCUCUCUGUGACAGAAGCCACCAGAAGCUAUGUUGUACUUAGCUGGAAGCCACCUGGUCAGCGUGGUCACGAGGGCAUUAUGUACUUUGUGGAAAAGUGCGUGGCAGACACGGAGAACUGGCAGAGAGUGAACACGGAGAUCCCUGUCAAAUCUCCUCGUUUUGCCCUGUUUGAUUUGGCUGAAGGGAAAUCCUACCGUUUCCGAGUUCGAUGCUCUAACUCAGCAGGAGUUGGUGAGCCCUCAGAGGCAACUGAUGUUACUGUGGUUGGGGACAAACUUGAUAUUCCCAAAGCCCCUGGCCGAAUCAUUCCCAGCAGGAAUACUGAUACUUCAGUGGUUGUUUCUUGGGAGGAAUCAAAAGAUGCUAAAGAGUUGGUUGGGUACUACAUUGAGUCGAGCAUUGUUGGAUCUAAUCAGUGGGAACCCUGCAACAAUAACCCUGUGAAAGGCUCACGGUUUAUCUGCCAUGGACUUCUUAAUGGUCAGAAUUAUAUAUUUCGAGUCAGAGCUGUGAAUGCCGCUGGACUUAGUGAAUAUUCACAGGUUUCAGAAGCAAUUGAAGUGAAAGCUGCUAUUGGGGGAGGAGUGUCUCAAGGUGUGUGGCCUGCACUGAAUGAUAAAGCUGACGGACUAACCGACUCCAAGGGAGGCAUGCAUGAAGCCUCCCGGCCAACCUUUAAGAAAGCUGCUUUGCUUGAUAGCGGUGAUACAUUUAACCAAUACCCACCACCCAGUAGCUCUGAUAGCCUGGACAAAACAGAAGUCAGUAAAGUAAGUGAAAAAGUUCAGGAUGAUCAGGCACCUGCUCCAGCCUCGAAGAAGGGAGCUGCUAAGGGGAAACCAGAAGUAAAAGAAGUAAGUGAAACAGUUCAGGAGGAUCAUAUGCCAUCAGCAGAACCUGAGAAAGCGGCUGACCAGGAGGAAAGUAAGUCUGAUCCUGCAGCCCCUGCAACUUUGGAAAAAGGGAAAAAGAAGAAGGCCGUAGCUACUCCAUCUCCACCCUAUGACAUCACUUGUCUUGAGAGUUUCCGUGACUCAAUGGUUCUUGGAUGGAAGCAACCAGAUAAGACCGGUGGAGCUGAAAUUACUGGCUAUUAUGUGAACUAUCGUGAGGUUAUUGGUGGAGUACCUGGGAAAUGGAAGGAGGCCAACAUUAAGGCCAUCAGUGACCAGGCAUACAAGAUAAGCAACUUGAAAGAAAACGUGGUCUAUCAGUUCCAAGUGGCUGCGGUGAACAUUGCUGGGGUGGGGACUCCCUCUAAAGCUAGUGCAUCCUUUAAAUGUGAGGAAUGGACCAUUGCUGUUCCAGGACCACCUCAGGAUCUGAAGUAUAGUGAAGUCAGGAAAACCUCCCUGGUUCUCCACUGGAAGCACCCAGUGCAUUCUGGUCGCACUCCUGUCACUGGUUUCUUUGUUGACAUCAAAGAGACAAAGGCUAAAGACGAUCAAUGGCGAGGGAUCAAUGAGAAGCCAAUAACAAAUGCAUACUUGAAGGUCAAAAACCUCAAGGAAGGUGUCAGUUAUGUAUUCCGUGUCCGAGCCUUAAACCAGGCAGGUGUCGGGAAACCUUCUGAUAUUGCUGGUCCCGUUGUGGCAGAAACCCGUCCAGGAACCAAAGAGAUUGUCAUCAAUGUUGAUGAUGAUGGAGUCAUUUCUCUGAACUUCGAAUGUGAUCAGAUGUCCAAACACUCUAAAUUCAUCUGGUCAAAGGAUUACGUACCAGUUGAAGACUCUUCUCGAAUAGAAGUUGAUACCAAAGGCAAUAAGACUAAAGCUACUUUUAAAGACCUUGGAAUAGAUGACUUGGGAAUUUACUCCUGUGAUGUCACAGACACUGACGGAAUUGCUGCAAGCUAUUUAAUAGACGAAGAGGAGAUGAAACGUUUACUCGCCCUCAGCCAAGAACACAAAUUCCCAAUCGUCCCACUUAAAUCUGAGCUGGCUGUAGAAAUUAUGGAGAAGGGGGAAGUUCGGUUCUGGAUGCAGGCUGAAAAGCUCUCAGGCAAUGCCAAGGCCAAUUACAUAUUUAAUGACAAGGAAAUCUUUGAUGGGCCGAAAUACAAGAUGCACAUGGACCGAAACACAGGAAUAGUUGAAAUGAUUAUGGAGAAGCUUCAGGAUGAGGAUGAGGGAACAUAUACGUUCCAGAUCCAAGAUGGGAAAGCAACCAACCAGUCCACUGUCGUUCUCAUUGGGGAUGUCUAUAAAAAACUUCAGAAAGAAGCUGAAUUCCAGAGGCAAGAAUGGAUCAGGAAACAAGGUCCUCAUUUUGCUGAAUAUCUCAGCUGGGAAGUGACUGGUGAAUGCAAUGUGCUGUUGAAAUGCAAGGUGGCCAAUAUUAAGAAGGAAACACAUAUCGUGUGGUACAAAGAUGAGAGGGAGAUAACAGUGGAUGAAAAGCAUGACUUUAAGGAUGGUAUAUGUACUCUGCUUAUAACAGAGUUUUCCAAGAAAGAUGCUGGUUUUUACGAAGUGAUAUUGAAAGAUGACCGAGGAAAAGACAAGAGCAGACUAAAGCUUGUGGAUGAAGCUUUUAAAGACCUGAUGGCUGAAGUCUGCAAGACAAUUGCUUUGUCUGCCACAGAACUGAAAAUCCAGAGCACAGCAGAGGGCAUCAGGCUGUACUCCUUUGUUAAUUAUUACCUGGAUGAUCUGAAAGUGAACUGGACCCACAACGGAACUGCUAUUAGGUAUAGCGACAGAGUUAAGACCGGUGUCACUGGAGAGCAGAUUUGGUUACAAAUCAAUGAGCCUACUCCAAAUGACAAAGGAAAAUAUGUAAUGGAACUCUUUGAUGGCAAAACUAACCAUGAGAGGAAACUGGAUCUUUCUGGACAAGCCUACGAUGAAGCUUUUGCUGAAUUCCAGAGGUUAAAACAAGCUGCUAUUGCAGAGAAAAACCGUGCCCGUGUAUUGGGAGGUUUGCCAGAUGUGGUCACCAUACAGGAAGGCAAGGCUUUGAAUCUUACUUGCAACCUCUGGGGUGAUCCCAGUCCCGAGAUCUCCUGGCUGAAGAAUGAAAAGCUGUUGGCCUCAGAUGAGCAUUGUAUCCUGAAGCUAGAGGCUGGGAAGACAGCCUACUUCACCAUUACUGCAGUCCAAACGAAUGACUCUGGAAAGUACAGCCUGGUGGUGAAAAACAAAUAUGGCUCGGAGACAAGUGACUUUACUGUCAGUGUGUUCAUCCCUGAGGAAGAGGCAGCAAAAGCUCCCUCUGAGACCUCAAAACAAACUAGGAAGACAAAGUAAACUUUAGACUAAGGAAGAAUGGUAUAUGAGCGAAGAUGAGAUGGCCCGUGAUAGGUGGAAUGAAAGUGGUUUGAUUCGAAGAUAAGAAGCAGUCUUUGUACUGUCCACUGAGUUCUUAUGUCAGCGCUGUCCCUACAGGCAUAAUUGUAAAAUCUCCCCUGUGUCCACAAAACCUACUGACAAGGGCCAUCCUCACAGUUUUCCUUCACAUAAUACAAUUUCCUAAGCAGAUGACCCGGGAAAUAAAUAGCAAGAUAUAGUUUUAAGGAAAAAACAAGAUGAGCUUGUUGGGAAGAAAAGCCAGGGUCAAAGAGAUGCUUUCUAGAGCAUUAGAGAAUCUGGAGAGAGUCAUUAGCCCAGAAGGUGUUAGAGAGUGCCAUUAGAACAUAGUGUAGCAUAGCAUGGCUCACUGAGAUAAGGUGUUAAGCCAACUGGUGUUUUCAAUGUGUGGCCCUAGUAGAGAUUUGUAAGUUGUGUCAAUACUGUUUUGAUGUUGAAACCUCCUCCUCACUGGCAAAUAAAGGCUCACGUACCUUUCUUUUUAACCAUCAA
Phascolarctos cinereus (koala) is the source of this 5768-nucleotide messenger RNA. NCBI's taxonomy places the organism in Eukaryota, Metazoa, Chordata, Mammalia, Diprotodontia, Phascolarctidae. The record is from RefSeq and is a predicted model, not a curated record.